CCCACGACUCAGUCUGCACAAAAUUCGACAAGAACUGUCAGCUGUCGUCUACUUUCAAGAUGGAUGAUGGGUUCCUAAGCAAUGACGACCACCGGCAAGACUAUGGAUUUGAGCGUCGACGAGGAGAGGGGUCUCAAAGAAGUCGGAUUGCUUACGAUGAUCUAGAUCGAGAUCGAAGGCUACCUUACCAAGAAGAGGGCAGCUGGCACGAGGAUUCGCGUCUUCGAGAGCCCGCAAGACAUCAUCAUGAAGCCGAAUCUUACGAUCUGCAUAGCCAUAGGCAGUAUCAUCGUAGCGAUUGGCACAGAUCGGAUCGAUGGCAGCAUGAUCGAUACUCUGAUCGGACGGCCCAUCCAGAGGAUCGAUGGCGAGGUGCGGAUGAUCGCUGGGAUGCUGGAAACUAUGAUGGCUGGUCAUCGACCCAAGAUCACGCCGGCGAUCGGCACACCUGGCGCUCAGAUCCCCAAAGUCGCAGCUUAGCCGAUCACUAUUACCGCGACCAGGGGGCAAGAUCUCUACAGUGGCAUGAUCGCAGACAUGGACAAGAGGCUCAGUGGCAUCCAAGUACUUACCACCCGGAUCCUCGCCCUGCUGCCCCCGAUGUUGCAGCGGCGAGUGACGCAGCUGGAAGCGGCGCGACGGGCCAGAUGCGGUUGGUGGCGCUUUCCUCAAAGGUGCUACCCGAGGGACGCCGUGUGGCAGUGAUCGACGCUAGGGAAGAAAGCGUCAGCAUUGGGCGUGACAAGACCUUCACCUCCCGCAUCCGUUUGCCAGCCAUGGAGGUAUCGAAGCAUCAUGCGAACGUAUUCUACCUGGUGUCCAGCAUGUCAGGCGCAGGAGCUUGGUUCAUCACCGAUGUUGGCUCGGUGCACGGCACGUAUCAUCUUGCUUGCAAAUCGAUCCCCGAAGGUGCCGCAGAUGAGCUGGCUUCAGGCCUUCCGACAAGCCGCUUCACCCGCUUGUCCGAGGCACGGAAAGCCAGUAGUCCCAUGAGACUCGACAAUGAAGACUGGCUGCGGAUUGGCGACACCACGUUCGAGGUUCAUUUGCAUGGCUCUUUGGCCUGUCAAAGAUGUUCACUUCACAGUGAUGGGACAAAUGAGAUCCAGCUUCGGCCCAGCGACAAGAAGGUAAAGUCAUCAAUCACAGACGCGGAGGGCGCUGGAGCAGGUCGAGCAGAACUCAUAGCAGAGAGCCUUCAGCGUCAAGUAGGCAACAAGAGCACUACGUCGACCACGGAGCGUGUCCCAAUGGAUCGCAAGGUGGAGACGGAAGCGCUGCGACGUCAGCGCAUGAAAGACAUGAGGAAGCAGUAUCUGGGAAGCCAAGACGACGAAGACGGACGUAGCGAGGAAUCUGCAUCAGGACAAGCGGCAGGUCCAGUGUACCUUGACAGAGCAGCUGCCCGGCGAGCCAUGCACCCUGGAGAGUCGAAACAGAAGAGGGCUUGGGGUAGACGUCGCAGCGCUUCGCCAGGACGACCUGCUCAAGCACAAUCGGCGGAGUCAGCUGCGAUGCGUCAUCAAGCCGCUGGUCCAUCUCGGGGUGCUGGGACUGGGACUGUGGAGCGCUCCACUGCUGAUCCAGCGCCUUUGAACGAUUCCAAUCGAGGCUUUCAAAUGUUGGCCAAGAUGCGCGGUGGAGAGGAGGGGCACACGCUUGGAGACGAGAUUUUGGCGAGAGCGACGGAAGGCCGCGCUGGACUGGGCAGCACGAAGCUUCGCACUGCGCAAGAGAUCAGCUCGGCCAGCUCAAGCUCACUAAAAUAUGGCGAUCCAGAAAGCGUUCGAAGGCGUUUCGAGCAAUCAAUGGCAAGUGAAGGGAGGCGGUAGAAGUUAUUCAGGCGAGCGCCACCGGGCUUUAGCAUUAUCCUGCUUCACGCAGUCGCUGUGGAUCUUGUGUAAAUCAUCUGUAGCAAUCUGCAUUGUUCGCACUCUCGCAAUUUGCAUCUCCUUAGACCUG
Ceraceosorus guamensis is the source of this 1962-nucleotide messenger RNA. RefSeq lists its product as hypothetical. The transcript is spliced from 3 exons. Lineage: Eukaryota; Fungi; Basidiomycota; Exobasidiomycetes; Ceraceosorales; Ceraceosoraceae. Bases 60 to 1832 code for a protein of 590 amino acids. Gene Ontology annotation, molecular function: protein binding. The record is from RefSeq and is a predicted model, not a curated record.